AUGAUCUUUCACGAACACAUGAUGACUUUGUCUGACGAGAUACGACUCGUUUGGAGCCACAAAUUCAGUGGUGCCACACUCGUGUUCCUUCUCAACCGAUAUCUCGUAUUGUCUCUUGGUGUAGCAAUCGUGCUUCAGACAGGUGUCUGGGACACCGCUCUCGUAAGUACUCUGGCUACUUUCAGCCACAAUAUUCUCUCACAGUCAUAUCUGUUACUCCACAGAGAAGCCGCUGUAGUCUUCUCAGCGCUUCGAGCAUAUGCUAUCGGCGGGCUGGUCUGGUUUCCGGCCGCAGUCACGCUAUUUUUGGGUCUGCUACCCGCAAUCGUCGCCAUAGUAAGCACUGUGUCAUCAUUCUCAAUCGUCGCAUUCUAA
Molecule: messenger RNA, 375 nt
Organism: Postia placenta MAD-698-R-SB12
Lineage: Eukaryota; Fungi; Basidiomycota; Agaricomycetes; Polyporales; Adustoporiaceae
Exons: 2
Coding region: 1-375 (124 amino acids)
Source: RefSeq, a predicted model, not a curated record